Molecule: messenger RNA, 2272 nt
Organism: Haliotis rufescens (red abalone)
Lineage: Eukaryota; Metazoa; Mollusca; Gastropoda; Lepetellida; Haliotidae
Product: protein phosphatase 1 regulatory subunit 7-like
Exons: 15
Coding region: 94-1719 (541 amino acids)
Molecular function (GO): protein binding
Source: RefSeq, a predicted model, not a curated record
UCCCUUGUUGGAAUUCCAAGAUGGCUUCCUAGCACCGCGUAAACAAAAACGAAUACUGUAAACUCGGAAUGUGUUUUCAAAGAUGAUAGUACCAUGAAUAAGAACUUGAAAGCACGGGUUGCUGGAUCUUUGACAAAUACAAUCGGGCGACAGGUCGGGGUUCUGCCUGUUGAUCCAAGACCACGUGCGACAAGGAAAGCUCCAUCGAGUGGUGGAGGAGUUGUCAGGAGAGCAGGAUCAGGAACAUCAGUUGCAAGCAGACAGCCACUGUCACGCACUUCAUCCCUGACCUCCACUAACCUUGAUUUUUCUGAUGCUGAGGAUGGAGAUCCCAAGUUAUCAAGUAAUACUAAUUCAAGACAGGGAUCUUCAAGAUCUAUGUCUUCCCGUCUUGGGUCAUCAAGAAGUAGGUCUUCAUGUAUUGGGUCAUCACGGAGGGGCUCUUCUCGCACGAGGUCACACGCAUCUGAAGAAGAGGAAAAAGAUGAUCGCCCCAAAAAGACAGUAGAACCUGAAGAAAUUUUGGAGCAGUGCCAGGAGCGAGACUACAACCGAGUGUAUGAGAUCAAUUUGCAUGGGGAGGGCUUGACCCAUGUUGCUGACCUGGAGAAGUUUAGGAAAGUACGAGUUCUGGAUUUGUCCUGCAAUCACAUCAGAAGAAUAGAUAAUCUGGAGUUCAAUCAAGAUUUACGCGAGUUGAAACUUUAUGGGAACCAGAUUUCAGUUAUAGAGAAUCUCGACAAUCUCAAGGAGCUGUGUAGUCUGCAGCUGCAGCACAACAAGAUCAGAUCCAUCGGUCGAGGUUUGAGCUGCCUGAAGAAGCUACGGACAUUGAGACUGGACAGCAACAACCUGCUACGCCUCGAGACAAGUGACCUCGUCGCUUGCGUCCAGAUCACUGUGCUUGACCUCAGCUCCAAUAUGCUGGACAACCUGUCAGCCUUGAACUACCUGCCAAACCUGGAGGAGCUCACAGCCUCCAACAACCGGCUCCGGAAGGUGACAGAGAUCCAGAGAUGUAAGAAGCUUCAGGAGGUUGAUCUCUCGGGAAACAGGAUCUCUGAUCUCAGUGGUCUUGCCGGUCUCCCUCACUUACAGAUCCUAGAUGUUUCCAGUAACCAGUUGUCCAGUCUGCGGAGUCUUGGGAAGCUCAGAUCUCUGGAGGACCUGAAUGUUUCCCACAACAAGCUGAGUGACCUCUCGUAUCUUGGCCAGAUCUUUCCUCGACUUCAGAUUCUGAGUAUCUGUGAUAAUUCCCUCAACACUUGGCAGGAUGUGUGUGACCUGGAAACUAUGAAGGAGCUGGUAGAGAUCUCCCUGAGUGGAAACCCUGUGACGAUGGAAGAUGGAGAAAUGCCUCACUACCACUACACGAUACAGACAGUCCUGCCCCACAUUGAGGUCGUGGAUGGGGCACAUGUGAAGCGCCAGAGUAUGAAGUCUGCUCCGCUGAUGCGACCAAUGUCUGCAUCCAGUAUUGUCAGUGUCCGGCAGAUGGACACACAGCUCAAGGCGUAUGCUGAGGAGCUGAAGUCUCUGGAGAAGAGUAUUGCAGACAAGUUUGAGUCCCUGCGAAGUACGUGUGAGACACUGCCGCUGUCUCUGCCUGAGUCGACGUCCGUCUCGUCUAGUCUCCUGUCCCCCACCAGCAGCCGCCCAGCCAGUAGAAGCCGGGCCAGAUUAAGAGAAGCUAUGGACUUCGCAGCACAAAACUCCUAGGGAAGAUCCUCACGAGACUGGUACUGCCUUUUUCACCUUCUUCACCACUGUGAUGCUGAGUCAUCAUGGUUACAGCCACAGGAAGUGUAGUGUGUUUGCGUGUGUUCAUGAUGUGUGGGACAAGCGAUGGUUUAGUGGGCAGGGACCAUGAAGCACUGGGCCCUGGUUCAAUGAGAAGAGUGUGAGAAGUCUGUACAUGGUGUCUCUGUGGAACCCGUCUCAGAUGAUCUCUGAUGUCUCGGCCUGUAAUUGGUGUCUCCCCCUGCCAGGAUGUAAUUGCAAUAUAUUGUUACGUGUCAAUUUCCCAAAUGAAACAAUAUGUUAACCCAGAAAUCUGUCUGUAAAAGAACUUAGUGUGAAACCAUCAAACAACCGACAAGUGGUAUACAACUAAAAAAUGUAUUACAGAAUUCACCUUAGUUUACAAAUUAAUACAAAUUACUGCACAACAAUUACAAUGGCAGUACACAAUAGAGUGGCAGUACAAUAUUCAAUGGCAAUAUAUAAUAUGUUGAUAGUGGUCAGUGUCAAAUACACACAUACAGUGGUGAUA